CUUCCUUCGACGUCUAAGCCAAUUAUUUGUCACCAAACAACGUAACCAGGAAGGUGUAGAACUUCUCAUUCAUAUACAAAGCUUCAUGCUGCCAGGAUGGCAGUCACCAAAGAAAUCUCCUACGAGGAUCUGAAAGGGCUUCUGGGAAAAAGCCAGAAUCUCCUCCUGGUUGAUGUCCGCACUAAAGAGGAAGUGGAUAAAGGCCGUAUUCCAGGAUCUGUCCAUAUCCCAGUCGAUACAGUAGAAGCUGCUUUUGCAAUGGAGCCGGAAGAAUUCAAGGCAAAGUAUGGAGUAACCAAGCCGGCGCUGGACGCCCCAGAACUGGUGUUUCAGUGCCAGAUGGGCAAGCGAGGGGGAAUCGCCACAGCCAAGGCCCACGAAAUAGGAUAUAUAAACGCACGUAAUUACACGGGAGGAUACAGGGAGUGGUCUGAGAAAGAGGGAAAGUGAUUUGUGUUGAAGGAGAACCUCAUAUAAUAUCCAUAAUAUAAGUAAAUAUGUAAGCUAGACACAUAAUACAGAGAUAUUGUGGUGUUUGUUUUGUUUUCAUAGUUCAUCACUGUAUUUUAAAUGGAUGAAUAAAAUAAAUUAUGUUAUUUA
Thunnus maccoyii (southern bluefin tuna) is the source of this 600-nucleotide messenger RNA. RefSeq names its product thiosulfate sulfurtransferase like domain containing 1 (gene tstd1). Gene Ontology annotation, cellular component: mitochondrion. Gene Ontology annotation, molecular function: thiosulfate-cyanide sulfurtransferase activity. The transcript is spliced from 4 exons. Lineage: Eukaryota; Metazoa; Chordata; Actinopteri; Scombriformes; Scombridae. Bases 97 to 450 code for a protein of 117 amino acids. The record is from RefSeq and is a predicted model, not a curated record.